Molecule: messenger RNA, 1593 nt
Organism: Schistosoma intercalatum
Lineage: Eukaryota; Metazoa; Platyhelminthes; Trematoda; Strigeidida; Schistosomatidae
Source: the annotation of a GenBank genome assembly
AUGAGUAUGAGUGAUAUCGAAUAUAAAAUUGAUUUGAACAAAAUUGUAGAGUUGGUGCAUUCAUCAUCAUCAACAUCAUCAUCAUCAUCAUCAUCAUCAUCAUCAUCAUCAUCAUCAUCAUCAUCAUCAUCAUCAUCAUCAUCAUCAUCAUCAUCAUCAUCAUCAUCAUCAUCAUCAUCAUCAUCAUCAUCAUCAUCAUCAUCAUCAUCAUCAUCAUCAUCAUCAUCAUCAUCAUCAUCAUCAUCAUCAUCAUCAUCAUCAUCAUCAUCAUCAUCAUCAUCAUCAUCAUCAUCAUCAUCAUCAUCAUCAUCAUCAUCAUCAUCAUCAUCAUCAUCAUCAUCAUCAUCAUCAUCAUCAUCAUCAUCAUCAUCAUCAUCAUCAUCAUCAUCAUCAUCAUCAUCAUCAUCAUCAUCAUCAUCAUCAUCAUCAUCAUCAUCAUCAUCAUCAUCAUCAUCAUCAUCAUCAUCAUCAUCAUCAUCAUCAUCAUCAUCAUCAUCAUCAUCAUCAUCAUCAUCAUCAUCAUCAUCAUCAUCAUCAUCAUCAUCAUCAUCAUCAUCAUCAUCAUCAUCAUCAUCAUCAUCAUCAUCAUCAUCAUCAUCAUCAUCAUCAUCAUCAUCAUCAUCAUCAUCAUCAUCAUCAUCAUCAUCAUCAUCAUCAUCAUCAUCAUCAUCAUCAUCAUCAUCAUCAUCAUCAUCAUCAUCAUCAUCAUCAUCAUCAUCAUCAUCAUCAUCAUCAUCAUCAUCAUCAUCAUCAUCAUCAUCAUCAUCAUCAUCAUCAUCAUCAUCAUCAUCAUCAUCAUCAUCAUCAUCAUCAUCAUCAUCAUCAUCAUCAUCAUCAUCAUCAUCAUCAUCAUCAUCAUCAUCAUCAUCAUCAUCAUCAUCAUCAUCAUCAUCAUCAUCAUCAUCAUCAUCAUCAUCAUCAUCAUCAUCAUCAUCAUCAUCAUCAUCAUCAUCAUCAUCAUCAUCAUCAUCAUCAUCAUCAUCAUCAUCAUCAUCAUCAUCAUCAUCAUCAUCAUCAUCAUCAUCAUCAUCAUCAUCAUCAUCAUCAUCAUCAUCAUCAUCAUCAUCAUCAUCAUCAUCAUCAUCAUCAUCAUCAUCAUCAUCAUCAUCAUCAUCAUCAUCAUCAUCAUCAUCAUCAUCAUCAUCAUCAUCAUCAUCAUCAUCAUCAUCAUCAUCAUCAUCAUCAUCAUCAUCAUCAUCAUCAUCAUCAUCAUCAUCAUCAUCAUCAUCAUCAUCAUCAUCAUCAUCAUCAUCAUCAUCAUCAUCAUCAUCAUCAUCAUCAUCAUCAUCAUCAUCAUCAUCAUCAUCAUCAUCAUCAUCAUCAUCAUCAUCAUCAUCAUCAUCAUCAUCAUCAUCAUCAUCAUCAUCAUCAUCAUCAUCAUCAUCAUCAUCAUCAUCAUCAUCAUCAUCAUCAUCAUCAUCAUCAUCAUCAUCAUCAUCAUCAUCAUCAUCAUCAUCAUCAUCAUCAUCAUCAUCAUCAUCAUCAUCAUCAUCAUCAUCAUCAUCAUCAUCAUAUUCAUAUUCAUUUGAUAUUGUGAUUGAUAUUGAUUUAAUUAUUGCAUUGUUGAACGAUUAUAGAAUCUUGUAUGAUUAG